AAAAUGCACGUGGACCUGGCCCUGGUCAAGCAGGAAGUGGACACCGAGGACGCCAGGGUCAAGUUAGAGCCGCAGGACGAUUUGCCGGACGCGGCCAGCGAAGUCUUGAGCGCGCGCGAUACGUUGAAAUUCUUGGAAAAGGGCUCUCAGAUGAUGACUUCACCGAUCCGGAACCGUUUGGGAUCGGAGGACGAGCGUUCUCUUAUCGCUAGCCUUGAACGCGAUCAGCAGCAGUUACUUGCGGUUUCAGCGGAGGACAAAGCAACCCCAAAAGAAUGCAACAUCUGUCACUACCUGUUUGAAAGUCACCUAGAUUUCUCAGGGCACCGAGUCAACCAUGAAAUGAACCGCCAUUUCUGUCGCCUGGGAUGUGGCAUCUGGUUGGAUACUCUAGAACAGAUCCUAGAGCACGAAUAUCGCCAGCACUCACCGAUAGGAGAUGUUUUUUGUUGCAGGGUGUGCGAUUUCUUGGCUAGAGAUGCGGACAGCCUGGCCAGCCAUAUGAAAAAACAUGUAUAUGUAUAUCGUUAUGUCUGUGCAAUUUGUCGUCGGCAUUUUGAGUCUAACCAGAGCCUUAGUCUGCAUAGGAAGUAUGGACAGUUCUCCUGCGGACGGGUUCAAUACUUGCAGGGUCUAUCCUCGAAGCCAGAACUUGUGGCAGUUAAUACGCCAGUCUCUGCCGAGUCGUUGUGCGAUGUGCAGAUAAAAGAGGAGCCGCUCAACGCUGAGGAAGGAGAACAAAUGCAGUUUGAAGACGUUCCUUCGAUCAGCUUUAAAUUGGAACCACUGGAUGAUGAUAUGUCGGAUGUCGGCAUUAAGGAGGAACCUGUGGAGCACGGCGACAAUAAAGGAACUAUCUGGCCAACCAUACCUACUCCACUAAGAAACAAACUGCGCUUGCCUGCUAUAAACUCUGCCAAAGUGCAGGUGGAUUUAAAAACUGUCAACGUGAAUGGAUUGCCCAACUCAAAUGUGGCGUCCCUACUCAAGACUAGCCCCCAGGCAGUGAAUGCCAGCAACUUAAAGGUAACCACACAUCCUAACCACACUACCACAGUGCCACAGAAAAAGCCUCCGAUUGCAGCCAACAUACUAAAAGUAUUGCCCAGCAACUGUAUGGUAAUUAAAUUGCCGCCCAAUACAAAAAUCUUUAAGAUGCCGGUUCAAACUCCUGCUGCCUCAAAGGAAUCCCAAACAGCUGGUCUAAGUGACAUGGAAAAGUUGAAGAGUGUCAUUAAGAUUCCGCAGGCUAUAAGUAUAAGCAAAGUCAAUUCGGCGGAGAACCCUGCAACCAUUUCCACACCUCCAACUAUUCAAACUGUGUUGCCGGCUCAAACCCACAGCCGAUCAUCGUGCUUCCUCGUCGACGCGUUUAACAAGUCGGAAAGCCGGCCCGAAUCUAUGAAGAUAAUUACGGAAUUUCGUAACCAAAUACGCUCCAUAGAGAAGACACUCCCACUGCCGGGAACAGUGCUGCAAUCUACAAAGAUUAAUAAUGAUAUUCCAUGUCUACCUCCAUUGGUUGGUCCGGAUGCGCCCAAGCCCGUUGAACUGACUCUUAACCCACUAUGUUUCAUAGUGGCGAAGGAACUGCAGAUCCAGUAUCCACUCUACCGUUUCAUGUGGACCUGUCCGUAUUGCCAGCGAUUCUUCGAGAAGCAUUGUGCAUUUCGUAUGCACCUGACUAGCAAGCAUUUUUUGACGCAAGAACAAUUGAACAGCCUCAAAGUGAUAUUAAUGCCAUACAAAAUUCUCUCGCAGGAUUCAACAAGCUGUGAUCCUAAGGAGCCGCAUGUGCCAUUGGCAACGAAUUUGGAAUCAAAGCCGCAUGUGCCAAAAGAUUCUCCAAACCCUGACGAGACUGUUGCUUUGCCAUUUCUGCCAAACGAUGCAGCCGUUGUUGCUCCUUUAAAGGAUCAAACACCGGCACUAUCAAAUCUUUCUUCUAACAAAGAUUCAGCAACUUCAACGAAAAGUACAGAUAAAUCUGCUGGCCCAAAGAAGUUGAAGAAGAAUCAAGGUCAGUUCCAAUGCACGGAGUGCUCCAAAGUAUUUACUACAUUUGGGGCACUACGCAUCCACAAGACAAUCCACACCGGAGAGCUGCCGCACAAGUGCAACUAUUGUGACAAACGGUUUCGCACCCCUGGUCAGGUGCGCGUGCACCACCGUCGUCACACCGGAGAAAAACCCUUUAAAUGCAAGGUCUGCUCAUUGGAUUUCACCCACCGGGAAACUCUGAUUUCCCAUCUUUCGCGGCAUAUUGGAAUGAAGCGUUAUAAAUGCUAUGGAUGCGAUAAAUACUUUGUAGUGGUCAGCGGCUUACGAGCCCAUCGCCGCCUCCGGCCGGACACUUGCGGCAAGGUGAAGUUUACAGCUCGAGCUCAUGGCCCCCGGGUGCGGGUUAUCAGGGGAGAAGUGAUAUUUGAACAUCACCCAGAGCACAAUGGCUACCUACGCAGUGAGGACCCGCUGAACAUUUUGUCCCAACGUGGUCAGGCCGUAUCAAGCCCACCCGAAUAAUUAAGGGUAUAAAUUAAUCGUUAUGUUUGUAUUUUCUUUAACACUUUAUUUUACCAUUUUGAUAUGUUUCGUGUUUUUGAAAAAUGCGGUAAGAUUUAGAUAAGUACGAUCUGGAUCCAUAGGAGACAGUUAAGAAAGAUAUUGCCAUGAAUAACCAUUUUAUAAAUUUUGAUUAGGACCCAACAAAUGCCAUGUAUAUAUAAAUAUAUUUGUUUAUGAAAA
Messenger RNA from Drosophila biarmipes, 2745 nucleotides. Its product is annotated as zinc finger E-box-binding homeobox 1. Gene Ontology annotation, biological process: regulation of transcription by RNA polymerase II. Lineage: Eukaryota; Metazoa; Arthropoda; Insecta; Diptera; Drosophilidae. The transcript is spliced from 7 exons. The record is from RefSeq and is a predicted model, not a curated record. The coding region runs from base 4 to 2523 and encodes 839 amino acids. Gene Ontology annotation, molecular function: DNA-binding transcription factor activity; RNA polymerase II cis-regulatory region sequence-specific DNA binding.